This is a messenger RNA of Oryzias latipes (Japanese medaka), 3034 nucleotides long. It is a transcript of the gene prkar2aa, whose product is annotated as protein kinase, cAMP-dependent, regulatory, type II, alpha A. Gene Ontology annotation, biological process: negative regulation of cAMP-dependent protein kinase activity. Gene Ontology annotation, cellular component: cytosol; cAMP-dependent protein kinase complex. The record is from RefSeq and is a predicted model, not a curated record. Gene Ontology annotation, molecular function: cAMP binding; protein kinase A catalytic subunit binding; cAMP-dependent protein kinase inhibitor activity. NCBI's taxonomy places the organism in Eukaryota, Metazoa, Chordata, Actinopteri, Beloniformes, Adrianichthyidae.
CGCUUUCAGAAGGCUGUGGUUUAUUCGCGCGUUUAGAACUGUUGAUUUUCUCGUCGGGAGGGAGGACAUUUCCUUUGUCAACUUACAAGCUUUUGAUUUUAUUAGGCCUAUAUUUUCCCCACCCAAGGUCAAGAUUUUUUCGUUGCUGUUAAUUUUCAACGAAACUUUGCGCGUAUCGGUGGUGCGGGGCAACAGUGUGUCUGCCGAGCGCACAGCAGGGUUUUAGUCACCUGGCUGCAGCAGCUGACUUGUGUCUUACGGAAAGCGGGGUUGCCAGGCAGUUGCCAAAGAAAACUAGCAGUUGCUAGUUAGCAAGUCAGUCAGCUAGCCAGCUCUUUCCUCUCUCUGCCACAUUAAGUCCCACCCUCACGGAGCGCGCGGACGUUGGGCUGCAGCGGUGAAGUCCAGUCUAUUUCUCCCCUUCUGAACCAGCCAGCAUCCUUAUACACCUGGUUGGUUGGCAAGGGAAGAUCAUCCCCAUUUUUGUCGCUUAGCAAAGUUAGGUCAGACUAACCUUUUACCUCUGGCUUUAACGUUCGCAAAUAGUCACCUGUAGAGAAAACGGUCGCUACCCUGGCAGAGAGACUGUGUAAAAAGAAGAAACGAAAUAAGAAAGAACAAGGAAGACGCAGAGGAGGAGGUGACUGGCUAGUUUAGCCGGGGAGAGAGAAUUCCAUAUAAACACUACCACCAAGCCACACACAACCAUGAGUAUUGAGAUACCAGUAGGGUUGACGGAACUUCUGCAGGGCUACACGGUGGAGGUGCUGCGACAAAGGCCGUCAGACUUGGUGGAAUUUGCAGUACAGUACUUCACCCGUUUGCGAGAUUCCAGAGGUCAGGAUGGGGCCGGCACCGGUGCCAAGCAAGGGAAAGGAGUAAUGUUUGAUGGGGAACCCAUGCAGACAGAGUCUAAUGGAGAUGACGAGGAAGAUGAUGACUCUGACUUUGAGCCUCCACCUCCUAGCAGAUUCAACAGGAGAGUGUCAGUGUGUGCAGAGGCGUUCAACCCAGAUGAUGAUGACGAGGACACUGAACCAAGAGUGGUCCACCCAAAAACAGACGAACAGCGCUGCAGACUGCAAGAAGCCUGCCGAGACAUCUUACUCUUUAAAACACUAGACCAGGAGCAGUUCUCGCAGGUGCUGGAUGCCAUGUUUGAGUUAAAGGUUCAACCCCAAGAGCACGUCAUCGAUCAGGGACACGAUGGAGACAACUUCUAUGUCAUAGAGAGGGGUAUUUAUGACAUUGUGGUAUCAGGAAAAUGCGUGGGUCAGUACAACAAUAAGGGCAGCUUUGGAGAACUGGCACUCAUGUACAACACACCGCGUGCUGCCACCAUCAUCGCCACUCAGGAGGGAGCACUAUGGGGUCUGGACCGUGCUACAUUUCGUAGACUUAUUGUUAAGAACAACGCCAAGAAAAGAAGGAUGUACGAGACGUUCAUCGAGUCUGUGCCCUUACUCAAAACACUGGAGCCAAAUGAAAGGAUGAAGAUAGUGGAUGUACUUGGAAUGAAGCAGUUCUUAGAUGGCGAACGCAUUAUUGCACAGGGAGAAAAGGCGGAGUGUUUUUACAUUGUAGAAUCUGGAGAGGUCAAAAUCAUGAUGAAGAGUAAAACGAAGGCAGACCACGCAGACAAUGCGGAGGUGGAGAUAACACGCUGUAGCAGAGGUCAGUACUUCGGGGAACUGGCUUUGGUCACUAACAAGCCCCGGGCCGCCUCCGCCUACGCUGUGGGAGAUGUCAAGUGUUUGGUAAUAGACGUUCAGGCUUUUGAGCGCCUCCUGGGUUCCUGUAAGGAGAUCAUGAAGAGGAACAUCUCCCACUACGAAGAGCAGCUGGUGGCUCUGUUUGGCUCCAGCAUGGACCUGAGAGACUGAGCCUCCAACACCACCGUCCGUGCCUUCUUUAACACACACACAAACAGACACACAUGCUCAAACAAGUCCUCCCCGGCUUCAUUCAGCCGCUAAAUGAGCCCAAAAGCUGAACACACAGAUUCCCGUGUCAUCUACAUCCACAUAUCCCUGACGUUUUUAGACAUGUUAGCUCGUUCACACAUCUGUGGCGGGCACUGAGAGACGCACACUUCAUUUAGUCUGCUCUCCCUUAAGCACAUACCAGUUUAUCAAAUUCCUCAAUAAGCUGAUGCAGUUUUAUGUUGAUAAACACACACACACACACAACUAAAGGCCACACACUUUUUUUGAGCCAGCUUCAACCUCUCAGUAUGUCUUUGCUACAACGGCCCUUAUCCAGGCUAAGCAGUAUAAGAAGAGAAAGUGUACAAGCACUCCAUACAUGCAUUUAGCAAACACAUCCUCAUCCCUCAUGUGUGCAAGCUUUUUACAUCGACAUGAGCUUCUGAGCAACUCUGUUGUUCCAAGCCUCAGCCAAGGACACAUCCACAUGCAGGCACACACAGGUAAAGGUACAUUUGUGCACAAACACAGCCACAUCUGCAAAAACUGACAAAUUGUUGAGAAGCUCGACUUCUCUAAACAGAAAGAAAAAAAAAAUGUUUGAAGAAAAAAGGAAAAAUGCAAAUAUAAAAAAAUAAAGGUUAAAGGAAAACGUACGUUUCAGAAACAUUUUAUGAUGAUGAAAACAGAUGCUUUGAUAAAAAUAUUUAAAUUAAAGUGUUUCCUCUUUGGGAGACCUGGGGUGCAGAAAUGUGUGAGUUUGCUCCAUUUCUUCCUACACUGUUGGUGAUUGAACUCAGUUUUUGGUGGUGAGUAUUACAGGACCACAGAGGAAGACGUAAAAACAAUAACCCCACCUUUUCUGGGCCAUUGUUCUUCUGUCAUUGCCCCCACUCUUCAUUGUAUUGAAUUAAUUAAUAUUAAUGUAUUAUUACUAUAUAUUCCUUUAGUUUUGUUUUACUUUCACAAGUUCAUGUUAAAAUCCACCAUUCAUCUCUGACAAAUGUAAAAAUGGAAAAAAAUCUAAUAAAAUGUUAGUGCUUAAUUCAUUGAAUGAGUUGUCCUGGAUUUAAAGAGUUUAAAAAAAUAAAAGUGAACAUUUGGUAAAA